CAUCGUGUUUUCCAGAGCACAGAUUAGGCGCGUCAACAUGAAGUCAAUGAUAGCUUUGCUGUUUCUCGCGGCGGUGGCCGCAUGCGCUUGGGCGGAGAUGGAAUAUCAUCCUCAAGCUGUAUUGCAUUAUCUGGAGAUGGAAGAUCGUGAAAUGGCGAGGAAAGUUCGCAGUAUAGUCAAAGCGAGGGGGUUGCCGAGCGGUAAGCCAAGCUUUUCACCAAGCUUCAAGCCAACUGGAAUUUCCCUACCAGUCAAAUUAUGCAUUGUUGGGGCAAUUAUGUGCCACAAGAAAGCUGGGGAUGAUGCCUGUAAACAUUUGGAGUGCAUCAAGAAAACUGGAAAGUGCCUGCACGAAGCAGGCGUACGUUUACAUCACCUGCCCGAUAAUGUGGUAAGUACUGAGCUAUAUCAGUUGUUAUCAAAACCUGGCGGAUCAUUGGAUAAUGCAAUUCAAGAGUUUUCAUUGGCUUAGCCAUCGUGGUAUAUGAGCCAUUAUACCAAGCUCUACAAACGUGAUAAGAGUGCGUGUAAUUUUUUGAGACGUUUCUACUUUUAAUUUAUUUUAGUUUCCUAUUGUUUGGGAGCGUUUUUUUUUAAUAAAACAAUUAUCUCACUCACGUUUGUUGGAAAUGAGAUGACUAUCUAUCAUCUCAUAUCCAACAAGCGCGAGUGGAAUAAUUGUUAAUUAUUAAAUUC
This is a messenger RNA of Orbicella faveolata, 696 nucleotides long. RefSeq lists its product as uncharacterized. The record is from RefSeq and is a predicted model, not a curated record. NCBI's taxonomy places the organism in Eukaryota, Metazoa, Cnidaria, Anthozoa, Scleractinia, Merulinidae.